This is a messenger RNA of Anneissia japonica, 2284 nucleotides long. RefSeq names its product syntaxin-5-like. Gene Ontology annotation, biological process: vesicle fusion; endoplasmic reticulum to Golgi vesicle-mediated transport; intracellular protein transport. The transcript has 8 exons. The coding region runs from base 180 to 1199 and encodes 339 amino acids. NCBI's taxonomy places the organism in Eukaryota, Metazoa, Echinodermata, Crinoidea, Comatulida, Comatulidae. Gene Ontology annotation, molecular function: SNAP receptor activity; SNARE binding. The record is from RefSeq and is a predicted model, not a curated record. Gene Ontology annotation, cellular component: Golgi membrane; endomembrane system; SNARE complex.
UAUAAGGUCAAAUAAUUUGUGACACUUGUUUAAAAACCUGAUGACGUGAACGAGAAAUUAAGAAAGCAAGUUAUAUUGUUAAUUUUUUAACUGGUUCUAACCUUUUUUAAUUGGCCUUUCUUAAUACCAGUCAAGCUGUAUGUAAAUUUGGAUCUUGUCUAGGUUCUGGGACAUGACCAAUGACAGCUAGACGUCGACAUACGCCCACCGAAAACAAAUCAAACGGGCAAGGAGGCUGGAUCGUCUCCAAUUUUAAUCCAACCAAUAAUCAUCAACCACUUGAAAUGACGUGUCGAGAUCGAACCAACGAAUUUAUGUCUGCUGUUAAGUACAUGCAGUCCAGAACGGGAAAUGGAGUCACAACAAUCAAUCGGCAGACUGCAAGACAAGUUCAACAUAGUGAUUUUAUGAGAAUGGCCAAGCAUAUUGGCAGUGACAUCAAUCAAACAUUUACAAAACUGGAAAAAUUAACAAUAUUGGCUAAAAAGAAAUCUUUAUUUGAUGAUAAAUCAGUUGAAAUUCAAGAACUGACAUAUAUAAUUAAACAAGAUAUUAACAGUCUAAAUAAACAAAUUGCAAAACUUCAAGAGUUUGUGAGGCGGAAUAACUCUCAAAAUGGCCGACAAAUGCAAACACAUUCCAACACAGUGGUUCUGGCAUUGCAAUCAAAGUUGGCGAACAUGUCCAACGAUUUUAAAUCAGUUCUCGAAGUACGGACACAGAAUCUUAAAGAUCAGAAGGACAGGAGAGAACAGUUUUCACAAGAUCAGCUGACGACGAGUCUACCACCGUCUGCUUCCAGCGGAAAUAUACGAUCGGUUCUGGUAGAUGAUGAAGCUGCCAGUCGGGGUGAUGCUGUUAUAAACAUGCCCUUUGACAGACCUCAACAGAGCUCAAUGCAACUUGUUGAGCAACAGGACACGUAUAUUAAGGACCGUGAAGAAACAAUGCAAAAUAUAGAGAGUACAAUUGUUGAAUUAGGUGGUAUAUUUCAACAGCUGGCACAUAUGAUCCACGAACAGGAGGAACAAGUUCAAAGAAUUGAUUCAAAUGUUGAUGAUGCAUAUUCAAAUGUUGAAAUGGCCCACGGAGAGAUACUCAAGUAUUUCCAAUCAGUAACUUCAAAUCGAUGGCUGAUGGUCAAAGUGUUUGGUGUGCUUAUUGUCUUCUUCAUCAUAUUCGUUGUCUUCAUGGCGUAAUGAACGAGUGACGUGAAGAGAAGUAACGAGCGAUCGAUGACUCAACAAAUCGCCGAAGCACUAAAGCCCUGUCCAGACUAUCAAAUUUUAUUUGACAAAAACAUGUGAUAUGCCUAAAUAUGGUCAUGAUGACAUCACAUCAUGACCAUAUAUAGGCACAUCAUGACUAUAUAUGGGCAUACAACAGUUUUUUGUCAAAGAAAAUUUGAUAGUGUGGACGGAGCUUUGGUGUUAAAAAUUUCUCUCACAAGUUGACAGCAUAUUUCACACUCAGUUGCUGACACCAGAACGUGGGCCUAUGACACUCACUGAGAGAACCACCUAAGAAGGGAAGGGUAAAUUUAUGGUUUACCCCAGCUUUUUAAGUGCCAUCUCUGCGUUUGUGAGAAAUUACUACUGUUUUUAAUGACGACAGGGCACUAGUUAACAUUUUUUGAAGCGGUUUAAGUGGUAAUGAAUUAGUGUGGGUCCGUUAUCUUUGCGAUGAUUUAUUUUAAGCCAGCAUUCGCCCAGGUAAGCCUAUGAAAGUUCUGAUAGAGAACAUUGUUUGAUUAAUCUAUUGUUCCAGUCCUUGUGUAUCAGCCAGUCCUUGGCUGAUGAAAAAAUAGAACAAUGAGACUCAAACCUGAAUUGCAUGACAAUCAGCUGAAAUAAGUAACUGUCCCUUCAAUUUCUAUAAAAAUUUAAAAGCAUAAAUUAUUAAGCUUAGUCGACACUAUCAGUUUGCGUGAUGUGCCCAUAUAUGGGUAUGAUGAUGUCAUAUUACACCCAAAUAUGGGCAUAUCACUUUUUUUCACAUCAAAUUCGGUAGUUUCGACAGUGCUUUAAAGUUAUUAUAAAUCCCUUUAAUUUGCUAAACUCCACCUUAUUUUAUCGUCUUUAUAUUUUUAAGCACAUAGUUUUUUAUUCCUGGCUCAUUUAAACUUGUUUAAAUUAAUAUAUAAUGAACUGCAUAAUAUAAUUAGGAAAUAAAUGUAAAGAAGUUAUAUUUUAUUUAAAUUUAGCUGUAAGUUUGUUUAGGUUUAAUAGUGUUAAACACAAUUACUUGAAUUAAUUAGGAAAAUCCGAGGCAAAGGUUAUAUAUA